GGAGGGGGACAUAUGUGCACACUCUCCGGGCUCCCUCCCCCACUCGAUAUCCCUUCCCGCCUGCAGCUCCCCGCGCUGUGUUGCGUACCCCCCCUGGUGGCCCAUUCUUUGCAAGUUCCCCCCCUCGCCCCUCCUCGCCCACAUGUCCCGGCCGCGGGUAGGCUGGCUGUUGGCCACGGCGGCCGUGCUGGCUGGGGGUGUCCCCGGCACGGCGGCCCACCCGCCGCCAGGUGCCUCGGCCGACGCCACCAAGAUCGACCAUACCGAUGUGCGCUCUCCUUGCCCGCCUGCACACCUUGCCCGGCCGGAUGCUCACCUCUCAGGACAUUGGGUCUGGGCCAUGGCCCGAAGCAUGGCCGGAUGCACUUGCUCCUGUUCGGGCUCUAUGCCCUGACGCUGGCCGGAGCCCAAGCCGGGCUGGUCCUGUGGCACCGGCGCUCGCCGCGGACCUUCCGCCUGGCCAGUGCCGCCGGGGUGUGGUUCAUUCCGGCCGGGGUGGCCCUGGCCCGGGGGUACAUCCCGUUCCUGGUGGCGUGGGUCCCCUUCACGGCGAUCAAUGUGGCCAUGUUGUGGCAUGCGCUCGGCCGGCGGCGCCUGCUGCCGGUGGCCCCGCGCGCGGUCUACCAGUGGCAUCUCCUGCUUUUCCAGCUGUCGAGCGCCCUGUCCUCCGCCGGGUAUGCGCUGCUGGUGGGGUGCUUUCUGGGGGCCGGGUCGGUCGGGGCCGGCCGGUCGUCCGGGCUCUGGGCGGCGUCCCUGCGCCUGGCGGCGCAGCUCUGCUUCUACGGACUAUACUUCGGCCUGCUGGCGCGCGAUUGCGCGGUCCUCUGCGCCGAGCGCAUGCUGCUGAAGAUGCGCCUCUUCGCCGGGCCCGGGGUCAAGGUGGCUGGCAGCCCCGGGGCCGGGGCCGGGGCCGGCCCGGGGAGUGGCUUCCUCCGGACCGCCACCCGCUUGACCUCCUCGUUGUUGGUGUCCGGCCCGCCGGCCCCCGGGGGGCUCCUCCCGACGCAUGUGGCCCACGCCGACUCCCCGGCUCCCAGGGCGCAGGACCCGGCCGAGUUGCUGUCCCCCAGCAGCGGGGAUCUCGGGUCGCAGUCGCGGCUGGCCGACGAGCUGGGCGUGCAGCUUCCCUUUGGCGGCGCCCCCUCGCGGCUGGAUGACGGCCUGCUCAAGUGCGGGCUCUGUGCGGCCAGCUUGCCGACGCCCAAGCACCUGGUGCGGUCCGGCGGCCCGGGGCCCCGGCGGCCCGGGGCCCCGGCGGCGCCGGCCUCCAUGGCCCAGCUGCUGGAGUCCGCCGUGGCCCUGCCAGUCUGCGGGCACUUCUUCCACCAUGCAUGCAUUCGUGGGUGGGCCAUUGUCGGCAAGAUCGACACCUGCCCCGUGUGCAGCGAAAAGGUUGACUUGGCUUUCUUCCGAGGCAAUCCAUGGGACCGAGUCGGCUGGUUCCACUCCAAUGUCCUGGCCGUGGCACGGCAUAUCCUGGUAUGGCAGCCGCUCAUUUUCCUGGCCGUGCGCUGGCUGAACACGCGCUUCUUUGGCCUACACUGACGGCGAAAAAUAGAGAGACAUGAGCUCGGUGGUUUUUCC
Molecule: messenger RNA, 1584 nt
Organism: Fonticula alba
Lineage: Eukaryota; Rotosphaerida; Fonticulaceae
Exons: 3
Coding region: 13-1545 (510 amino acids)
Cellular component (GO): endoplasmic reticulum membrane; Golgi membrane
Molecular function (GO): metal ion binding; ubiquitin protein ligase activity
Source: RefSeq, a predicted model, not a curated record